AAUGUACUGUAUUUCUCCAGAGGUCAGGCGCAGCCCCUUCGCUUCGGUCCCAGCGGCAGGAGGGCGUCGUAUCCUCGUAGGCGCUGCGGAGACCUCCACCCCGGACAGUUCUCCCUCCCCGGGCCUCUCCCCUCCUGCCCCCGAGAAUCCUCGCCCCCUAGGCCUGUCGAAUCCGGUAUCGUGGGGCGAGGUGAGAGCAGGCCCGGGGAGGGUGGCCACGCGGAGGAGCCGCAGUCUCUGCCGAGAUGAUAGAAGUACUGACAACAACUGACUCUCAGAAACUGCUACACCAGCUAAAUACCCUGUUGGAACAGGAGGCCAGAUGUCAGCCAAAGGUCUGCGGCUUGAGACUAAUUGAAUCUGCACAUGAUAAUGGCCUCAGAAUGACUGCAAGACUAAGGGACUUUGAAGUAAAAGAUCUUCUUAGUCUAACUCAGUUCUUUGGCUUUGAUACGGAGACGUUUUCUCUAGCUGUGAAUUUACUGGACAGAUUCCUGUCUAAAAUGAAGGUACAGCCCAAGCACCUUGGGUGUGUUGGACUGAGCUGCUUCUAUUUGGCUGUAAAAUCAAUAGAAGAAGAAAGGAAUGUCCCACUGGCAACUGACUUGAUCCGGAUAAGUCAGUACAGGUUCACGGUUUCAGAUCUGAUGAGAAUGGAAAAGAUUGUGUUGGAGAAGGUGUGUUGGAAAGUCAAAGCUACCACUGCCUUUCAGUUUCUACAGCUCUAUUAUUCACUCAUUCAAGAGAACUUGCCCUUUGAAAGGAAAAACAGCCUCAAUUUUGAAAGACUAGAAGCUCAGCUUAAGGCAUGUCACUGCAGGAUCAUAUUUUCUAAAGCAAAGCCUUCUGUGUUGGCCUUAUCUAUCAUUGCAUUGGAGAUCCAAGCACAGAAGUGUGUGGAGUUAACAGAAGGAGUAGAAUGUCUUCAGAAACAUUCCAAGAUAAAUGGCAGAGAUCUGACCUUCUGGCAAGAGCUUGUAUCCAAGUGUUUAACUGAAUAUUCGUCAAACAAGUGUUCCAAGCCAAAUGUUCAGAAGUUGAAGUGGAUUGUUUCCGGGCGUACUGCACGGCAACUGAAGCAUAGUUACUAUAGAAUAACUCACCUUCCAACAAUCCCUGAAACGGUUCCUUAAUUGGUAAAUUUGUAUGUUUUUC
Chinchilla lanigera (long-tailed chinchilla) is the source of this 1155-nucleotide messenger RNA. It is a transcript of the gene Ccng1, whose product is annotated as cyclin G1. Gene Ontology annotation, cellular component: nucleus; cyclin-dependent protein kinase holoenzyme complex; cytoplasm. The record is from RefSeq and is a predicted model, not a curated record. Lineage: Eukaryota; Metazoa; Chordata; Mammalia; Rodentia; Chinchillidae. Gene Ontology annotation, biological process: regulation of cyclin-dependent protein serine/threonine kinase activity; mitotic cell cycle phase transition. Gene Ontology annotation, molecular function: cyclin-dependent protein serine/threonine kinase regulator activity.